AGAUACUUGUAGAAGGAAACAUUUCAGUUAAAGCGUUAAUUGAUACAAUAUCUAAAUCCAAUACUAUUAGCAAGAGCUUGUUCGAUAAGCUUAAAGAAGAUUAUGGGUUGGAAUUGAUCGGUAAAGAAAUAAAAGGCUUAGAUUUACAGUUUCACUAUAAAGGAAAGUGGCAAAGCUUAGAUUGUACUGAAGUAAUAGACUUUCAAAUUUGCAAAAAUCCAUCAUUUGAUCUG
Molecule: messenger RNA, 233 nt
Organism: Diversispora eburnea
Lineage: Eukaryota; Fungi; Glomeromycota; Glomeromycetes; Diversisporales; Diversisporaceae
Source: the annotation of a GenBank genome assembly